UGGCAAAAUCUAAAAUAUCCCAAAACCUAAUUGUUGUACCUCGUCGAACCUACAUUAAAUUCAAGUAGUACUAAAUCAGCCACAGUUUUUUUUUUUUAGACAAACUAAAUCAAGGGAGUAGAUAUCUGCGGCCCAAGAAUUUUCUUAAAUGUGUCUGUGUUGGAAUAAAAGCUGCGGAGGAUUGAAAUCAUGUAGGGUAGUCAAAGGGCCAAAGUGAAAAUGUGCCCUUUGAAAAAUGCUGCUCCCGUGUCCCGACGAGGCGACGCCUUCGUGUUGAACGGCGACCAAAUCGCGUGCGUGCCGGGAAAAGUAUACGACAAAAGUGACAAGGCUGCCCUCGUGCUCCUCCGUUUCUUCUUCCUUCGUCAGAUCCAGCGCCCCACCACGCUGCCGUUGGAGGUUUCUCCGGCUUGCCGUUGUGGGAGGGAGAAAGCAGAGCAUGGGGCUGCGGGGCGCAGAGUCGGCGGCGCCCAGCGGCGGCAUGCCCAGCCUGCCGGGAUUCUUCGGCCGGCAGAACAAGUACCUGCGCAUGGACGACGUCGCGCUCGGCCCCCCGCCGGAGCACGAGGAGGAAGGCGUCCGUGCCGGGCGGCGCCGGAGCAGCACGAGAUACGUCUUCGCCUGCUCCGUCUUCGCCUCCCUCAACUCCGUGCUCCUCGGCUACGAUGUGGGAGUAAUGAGUGGGUGCAUUUUGUUCAUCCAGAGGGACCUCGGCAUCACCGAGGUGCAGCAGGAGGUGCUCGUCGGCUGCCUCAGCUUCGUCUCCCUCCUCGGCAGCCUCGCCGGGGGGCGUACCGCCGACGCCCUCGGCCGCAAGCGCACCAUCGGCCUCGCCGCCGCCGUAUUCCAGGCCGGGGCCCUCGUCAUGACGCUCGCGCCGUCCUUCCGCGUGCUCAUGGCCGGCAGGCUGCUGGCCGGCAUCGGCAUCGGCUUCGGCGUCAUGAUCGCGCCCGUGUACAUCGCCGAGAUCUCCCCCGCGGUGUCCCGGGGCUCCUUCACCUCCUUCCCGGAGAUCUUCAUCAACCUCGGCAUCCUCCUCGGUUACAUCUCAAACUACGCCUUCUCGGGCCUGCCCGACCACCUUGGCUGGCGCGUCAUGCUCGCCGUCGGCAUCGUCCCGUCCGUGUCCAUCGUCUUCGCGCUCCUCGUCAUCCCGGAGUCGCCCAGGUGGCUGGUCGUGCAGGGCAGGCCCGCCGAGGCGCGUGAGGUGCUUCUCAGGGUCACCGACAGCGAGGAGGAGGCCGACGAGAGGCUCGCCGAGAUCGAGGCGGCCGCGGCCAGCGCGGCAAACUCCGGCGAGACGGUGUGGCGGGAGCUGUCGAGGCCCUCGCCCACGAUCCGCCGGAUGCUGGUCACCGGGCUGGGCAUCCAGUGCUUUCAGCAGAUCACCGGCAUUGACGCGCUGGUGUACUACAGCCCCACCAUCUUCCGGGACGCCGGGGUGACCACCGAGAGCCAGCUUCUGCUCGCCACGGUCGCCGUCGGGUUCUUCAAGACGGUCUUCAUCGCGCUGGCCAUCGUGCUAAUCGACCGCGUCGGCCGGAAGCCGCUGCUGUAUGUCAGCACGGUCGGCAUGACCGUCUGCCUAGUCAUUCUAGCAUCGACACUCUGGCUGCUCGCGCACGGGGCGGUGUCCAAGGCCCUCGGCGUGGCGGUCGCCGUCGUGGCGGUGUGCGGCGACGUGGCCUUCUUCUCGGUGGGGAUCGGGCCGGUGUGCUGGGUGACGAGCUCGGAGAUCUUCCCGCUGCGGCUGCGGUCGCAGGCCGCGGCGCUCGGCGCGGCGGUGAACCGGGUGACCAGCGGCACCGUGGCCAUGUCGUUCCUGUCCGUCUCCCGCGGCAUGACCGUCGCCGGCGCGUUCUCGGCGUUCGCGGCCAUCUCGGCGUUGUCGGUCGUGUUCGUGCACAGGUUCGUCCCGGAGACGAAAGGCAAGACGCUGGAAGAGAUCGAGCUGCUCUUCGCCGGCGGGGAAGGUGGCGAGGGAGUGAGAGUGAGCCCCGGGGAGGUGGAGCUCGGUGACUCCGAGCACCUGGUGCGGAAGGGAUGAGAAGGUCCUUGUACUCUGAUGGAUCAGUUUGGAACUGUCACUCCCGUCUGAAUGUUUAGUUUCAGAAUGUGCAUUUGAUUUAUUUAUUGGUCAUUUAGGAGAAAAAUUAUAGACAGUUAACAGCCUUGCAGCUUGAAAUUCUUAGUUUCAGCUUGCAACACAGAGUAACAGUUAUGACA
Molecule: messenger RNA, 2226 nt
Organism: Triticum dicoccoides
Lineage: Eukaryota; Viridiplantae; Streptophyta; Magnoliopsida; Poales; Poaceae
Product: probable polyol transporter 4
Exons: 2
Coding region: 440-2047 (535 amino acids)
Biological process (GO): transmembrane transport
Cellular component (GO): membrane
Molecular function (GO): transmembrane transporter activity
Source: RefSeq, a predicted model, not a curated record